GCUUUGCCCAAACUAAGUCACUCUCAGGACCAUCCCUGGUGGGACACAGGAAUCAUCAGAAAGAAGUAGGUGUCUACUGCCCUCACAUGAACAGAGUCAACAAGGUUCUUCGUAUUGUCCGGAGAUCCUCCCGGAGGAAAAGGAGGGAGAGCAUCAGAGCUGGAGAAGAUGAAGAGGAUGAAGGAGACCAGGAAAGCCAUGAGGAAUCCUGUGAGGAAGGCUUGUGUAGCCUGAGCCUGUGUGUAAGCGAUGAUGGCCCCUACUCCAAAGGAAACAAAGAUCCAGCCGGAAAUGAUUUGGCUUUGGUCUCCAGACGACAGAGCAUCCCAGAGGAGUUUCGGGGGGUUACCAUUGUGGAGCUGAUUAAGAAAGAAGGGAGUACGUUGGGACUGACCAUCUCUGGUGGUACAGACAAAGAUGGAAAACCAAGAGUGUCUAACCUAAGGCCAGGAGGCCUGGCAGCCAGGAGUGAUCAGCUGAACAUCGGGGACUAUAUCAAGUCUGUGAAUGGCAUCAACCUGACUAAACUACGUCAUGAAGAGAUCAUCAGCCUGCUGAAAAAUGUAGGCGAGCGAGUGGUCCUAGAAGUGGAGUAUGAGCUGCCCCCUGCCACUCCAGAUAACAGCUCAGCCAUCAUCCCAAAGACUAUUGAAAUCACCUUGUGCAAAGAGGGCAACAGCUUUGGGUUUGUAACGAGAGGAGGAGCACAUGAGGACUGGCAUAAGUCCAGAGCACUGGUUGUAACCUAUGUGAGGCCUGGAGGACCAGCAGACAGGGAGGGGACCGUGAAAGUUGGUGAUCGACUACUUUGUGUGGAUGCUAUUUCCCUCCAUAAUAUAACUCAUGCAGAUGCUCUGAACAUUCUCCGACAGUGUAGCCAAGAGGCUGUCUUCCAGAUAGAAUAUGAUGUUGCUCUCAUGGACACUGUGACUAAUGCAUCCGGACCUCUGCUAGUAGAAAUUGCCAAGACUCCAGGAUCUACUCUGGGCAUCUCUCUGAGCACAGGAACUCACCGAAACAAGCAGGUCAUUAUUAUAGACAAGGUGAAACCUGCCAGUGUGGUGGACAGGUGCGGAGCUCUGCAUCCCGGAGAUCACAUCUUGUCCAUCGAUGGGACUAGUACAGAGCACUGCACUCUAAUGGAAGCCACACAGCUCUUGGCCAGCAUCAUAGAGAAUGUGAAGCUGGAAAUCCUCCCAGCCCAUCAUAGCAGAAUUCCUUUGAGACCCCCAGAAACAGUUAAGGUUCAGAAGAGCGAUCACCAUCACUGUUGGGACCCCUGUGUUAACUACUGCCAUACACCCCAUCCUGGGCACUGCAAGACUCCAACAUGGAACCCUACAUCUAACCAAGACUAUUGCAAGUCUUUAGUUGCCGCCAAUUUCUCUUCUUCAACUGUAGCAGGAACACCGGGAUUUAGCAGUCAGAAUUCCAAUACCCUCCCACGCACAGUGCAACCAAUGAGCCCAAGAACCACUAUGUCCAGGAGGCGACAGAAAAGGAAGGACCAUAAAAGCUCCGUGUCCUUGGCUUCCAGUACAGUGGGACCCGGAGGGCAGAUCAUACACACAGAGAGUACAGAGAUCAUUCUUCGUGGAGAUCCAUUAAAUGGUUUUGGAAUUCAGCUGCAGGGAGGGAUUUUUGCCACAGAGACCCUGUCAUCCCCUCCUCUGAUAAGGUUUAUUGAGCCAGACAGUCCAGCUGAGAGGUGCGGGCUUUUACAGGUUGGGGACAGAUUGCUUUCGAUUAACGGGAUCCUUACUGAAGAUGGGACGCUAGAAGAAGCCAACCAGCUAUUGCGGGAUGCAGCCUUGUCCAAUAAAGUGGCUCUGGAGAUUGAGUUUGAUGUGGCAGAGUCUGUGGUUCCCAGCAGUGGUACGUUCCAUGUCAAACUGCCGAAAAGAAAAGGAGUGGAGUUGGGGAUCACCAUCAGCUCAGCCAGCAGAAAACCAGGGGAGCCAUUAACUAUAUCCGACAUCAAGAAGGGCAGCGUGGCACACAGAACUGGCACCUUAGAGCCUGGAGAUAAACUGUUGGCCAUUGACAACAUCCGGCUGGACAACUGCUCUAUGGAGGACGCUGUGCAAAUACUGCGCCAGUGUGAGGAACUUGUUAAGCUAAAGAUUCGUAAAGAUGAGGAUAAUUCAGAUGAGCAGGAGACUACUGGGGCUAUUAUUUACACUGUGGAGCUCAAGAGAUACGGUGGGCCCCUGGGCAUCACAAUAUCAGGGACUGAGGAGCCAUUUGAUCCCAUUGUUAUCUCUGGGCUUACAAAAAAAGGCUUGGCUGAAAGGACUGGAGCCAUUCACAUUGGGGACCGGAUCCUGGCGAUUAACUGCAUCAGCCUGAAAGGAAAACCACUUAGUGAAGCCAUCCACCUUCUGCAAAUGGCAGGAGAAACUGUCACCCUCAAGAUAAAGAAGCAGACAGAGCGAAUAUUCCCCCAAAGGCUUUCAGACAGUAUGAAUGAAGGGAGUGACCCUGAGGAUGACCUGACGGACUCUCAAAAAACGAGUAAAUUGUCUGAUAUCUACUCUACUGCGGUCCCCAGUGUGGAUAGUGCCCUCGAGUCUUGGGAUGGAUCCGGUAUUGAUGCAGGUUAUGGCAGUCAGGGAACAUACGUGCCUCAAGCUGUUGGUAUCUCCCUCCACCCGCAUGAGUGGAGAACAAGCCGACAGAAGAGCAACACACCUCCUGUAGAACACAGAAAGAGCUACCCGUUUCUAGAUGGAAGUUUCAAUGAACAAGACUGGGAAAAGCCAACACGAUACCCCAGCCAGCCAAAUGGCCUGGAAACUGACCAUGAUGAUAGCUUUUGGCGUGUUUUUGGAGAAGCCCUUGAAGACCUUGAAACCUGUGGACAGUCAGAACUUUUGAGGGAAAUCGAGGCCUCCAUUAUGACUGGUAGCGUGCAAGGUCUGGGUCUAGACAGCAGCCAAAUACUUCAGGAAAAUUCCAACCAAGGAGGACAUGUACUAUUCAGGAAGGGAAGCCAUCACAUCAGCAGCAACAGCCCCAAGAAGGAGAACAAAUUAAUCCAGGAAGUUAGAACCAAGAAGGGAGAGGUGCACAAUGCACAGACCUUAACCACAGACUUGCUAAAGGUAACCGUACAGAAAGAUAUGGACACUGAUGACUUUGGAUUCAGCGUAUCAGAUGGUCUCCUGGAGAAAGGUGUCUAUGUAAAUAUGAUCCGACCUGGGGGUCCAGCAGACAGAAGUGGUCUGAAAACUUAUGAUCAGAUUUUGCAGGUGAACCAUGUGCGUACCAGGGAUUUUGACUGUUGCCUGACUGUGCCACUUCUGUCUGAUGCUGGGGACCGGCUUGAUCUGGUGAUUAGUCGCGGUUUGUCUAUUAAUGUAGGGGAGAUGGGGGUAGAACAAAUAAAAGGUCCAUUGAGAAUGGAGACAAAGACAAGCACAAAGACUCUCUGAACCCUAAAGUAAUCAUUUCAGGAGAAAAUCAUUUAACCUGUUGAAAGCUGAGUGUUGCCCACUUAUUGUUUUAAUUAGUGAAGAUGAUAAACCACUUAUUUUUAAUGUAUGUUUAUGUAUUGUCAGCACUUAGAUUAUAUUGUACAAAGUGAAGCUGUGCAGGUUCUCCCUUCCCUUCUUUUUUCACCCCAUCACAUUUAAGGUUUCACUUCCCUAGUCCCUGUAUUGCCAUUGGUUUAAGAACCCUGGUGAUUAAGGUGUAUCCUUUACUUAUGGUGCUAUUCCCUUUUAUUUAUUUGAUCAUAGCGUCUUCACCCUACUGAAAUACACCCGCACUACACAUUUAUUGAAGAAAUGCACAAAGACUUGUUAGAUGACAGGCAUGGUGGCCCUCCAAGGCUCCUCUGCCAACCAAUGUUGGACAUUAUAGUUCAUUAAUAGCAUCAGAGACCGUUGAACCCCUUCUAAAUGGAUUAUGCCAUACUCAUAUCCCCUAUCUGAUUUGUUUAACACUGCACUAUAAUUUAUUUUAGUGGUUGGAUUGUUUUGGUCAACUUGCUGAACACUUAACACUCAUGCACUUUACACCUUGUUGUUUCACCUUUUUCUUUGUCUGGGAUGUCUCGCUUCGAUUGAGAACUCCAACACAACCAUUGCUCACUGCAUCACUACAAUACCAAUGUACACAGCCAUGCUUAGUGGUAUCCCUGUUUCACUCCCACCAGCCACCCUUCAUAUAGGAAUGCACAGCCAUCAUAGCAGUCUAUUUCAGGAGCGUCCCUUAAUGCUUUUGCUUGGCACUGUGAUAUCACACACACUUCCAGAAAAAGAGCACAAUUCCUUUGUCACUGCACCUUGACUUCUUGUUUCACUGUAUCAGAUUCUGUUUGUAUUCUCUCCUCUGCACAAUUUCCCUGGAAGACAUCAUAGCGGCCUCAGUGAUGGAACAGGCCUAUGGAAUAGCUUCAGACAAUAUUUAAUUGUGUUCUUGUGGUUCUAUGUCUGGAUUAUGAAAUGUUUCCUCCUGCCCCCCCACAUAUCCUUAUGGUUCUGGAUGUUUCCACUGGCACAAGGGCCCACAAUAAGAGUUUUCUUUGCAAGCACAAACAUAGCACCCACAACAUAUAAACCACUUUAGAUAAUCUGGACAUCUUUUUGUGAAUCCUCACCAAACUCCCAGUACAGAUCCUGCCUGCUGUAGUUGUAAUUCUUUUAUGUCAUCAUUCCACUCACAGUAAUUAUCAGGGCUUUCCUAUUCUCCAUACACCAAUGCUGAAGCCAGAUAAUUCACGAGAAGCCUUUGUGACUACGGACGGGGGUUCUAACUACUUUAGGGCUUUGGAACAGCGAUCUCCCAUCUGCGACUUAUAUACAACACUAGCAUCGCCCAAGAGCCUGUGUAGGAGCUGUAGAUAAGCUACAUCUGAAAAGUCACGUGUUGAGGAACCCUUAUCUUUACGUUAAGGCACAUGGGGGUUAUGUAAUAAAAGGCACUAAGUUUGCCCAGGAGCAGUAACCCAUAACAACCAAUAGGAUGUUGGCUUUUAAACAGGUGACCAGUUAAUGCUGCCUUCUGAUUGGUAGCUUUGGUUUACUGCUCCUGGGCAAACUUAGUGCUGUUUUUUACAUAACCCCCAUAGCCCUUCUACUUGUAUAUCAUUUUGACCGCAAGACUAGUCUCCUUGCCUAAGAAUCACUAGGCAUUUAUGAUCGAAAAGCUGCUGGAUGCUACUACUAUCCUGUCUGAUGUGGUUAAUGUACUGUGUUGAAAGCAUUCUGCUAUUGUAUUGUGCCAAUCUUUUUCACCAGUGCCUCUGUGGUAUCUGCAUCAUUAAUCCUAGUUGUUCCGCAGUGGACACUUCCAAAUACAAAAGGAAUGACAGCUCUAGCCGCAUAAUUGCAGCAGCAUAGACCAUUCCUCCUGAAUAGGGGUGGGCAACCCACAGCCCUCCAGCUUUUUCUUCAGCUACAUCUCAGCCAGCCAACAGUCUGAUAUUUUGAGACAGAGAUGGAUAAACCAGUAGCCCAAACACUAUUGUUUGACAAUUCCCAGUUUCCCUGACUUGAGGACGCUGGAAGUUGUAGGGCCACAGGUUGUCCUUCUCGGUUAGAAAGAGAUGCACUGCGGCUGGUUCACCAUGUACAAUAUCUGUGCCAUAGAAGGUACUAAAGAUAUUUUUAUAUGCAAUAUUUGUGGGUACAGAGUUCCCGUUUUGGGGUUUUUAACAGUGACUUUUAACGAAUGGCUUUAAUAUGUAAUUCCUUGUACCCCUUCCUAUGCAUUUUCAAUGGACGUUCUCGUUACCUACAUAACUAAAAUCAGUAUUUUUAUCCUAUACCAGAUGAGCGCAACUCAAGUUGUAAAGUAUUUUUCUACUGCCUUUUGAUUUCAUAUGUAUUUGGGGAAAGCACAAAAUUGUAAAGGUUCAGGAUACGGAGAACUUUAUUUUAGUCCUGAUGCAUUUGUAAAUAUUUUUCUCUAUUUAAAUGACUGUACCGAGAGAAGCCGGGUUUUUAAUAAUAAAACAAUGAAUUUUA
Molecule: messenger RNA, 5972 nt
Organism: Xenopus laevis (African clawed frog)
Lineage: Eukaryota; Metazoa; Chordata; Amphibia; Anura; Pipidae
Gene: grip2.S
Product: glutamate receptor-interacting protein 2-like
Exons: 24
Coding region: 87-3434 (1115 amino acids)
Biological process (GO): neurotransmitter receptor transport, endosome to postsynaptic membrane
Cellular component (GO): cytoplasm
Source: RefSeq, a predicted model, not a curated record